Desarmillaria tabescens is the source of this 1077-nucleotide messenger RNA. RefSeq lists its product as uncharacterized. The record is from RefSeq and is a predicted model, not a curated record. The transcript has a single exon. The coding region runs from base 152 to 1015 and encodes 287 amino acids. NCBI's taxonomy places the organism in Eukaryota, Fungi, Basidiomycota, Agaricomycetes, Agaricales, Physalacriaceae.
GCCAUGCUUACAAUCAGACAGGAACCUGACACUACCACCACCACCACCACCACGCCCACUUGAUGGAAGGAGUCUCAUUAUUUCUGGAUGGGAUAGACAGUCUCAGACUUCCUUAUAAAACGGGUUCAGACUCUCAUCAUGCUCUUUCACCAUGACCACACUUCCUCCAGAGCUUGUGGAGAUAAUCGUAUCUCAAGUCUGGUCCUCUGCUAUGCCAUCUUACAUCCGAAAGUCGUUCAUGACUAGCCCCCGGAUUAACCGACUGUGGAAGGCCAUCUAUGCCCCUAUCGCUUCUCAGGAUAUGUACAUCACCAACCUCGCAUUUCUGGACUACCUAUGUGACAUAGCACACCGCAAAAAAUCCAUUAUCUACCACAACUUCAUCCCCCGGCUUACCCGCACCAUUACCUGCUUCAUCGACCUCCGAGAAGAUGGAAGGGAAGGAGCGGUGAAAAGAGCGUAUCGUUAUCUCUUUGGGCUACCGAACAUUCGUGGUUUCGAUGCACUGUUUCCGCAUAUUCCAUACAUAUCUUUCCAGCUCAUUUGGAUCGGCGUUGGGCCGUAUUCACCUUUACAGUUUCUCCGUGGUAUACCUAUUCAAGCACGUUAUGACCGAUUCCUGUCUACUGCCUUCUCCCCUGACUGUCCACGCUGGAAGACACAGAUGGACGUAUACAUUGCCAUGACGGACCCAGAUCCUUCAUUCUCAGUGGUCAUACACGAAUCGACCUGGUCUGACGCGUUGUGCGACUUGCGCGGUGUCGGUAUCCCUGGGUUCUUCUUUGGAAUCUUCGUAGCGUCCCCGGGACCGUAUGAGAUGUUCGUUACUGAUGGUGUCCGACACCUCCGUCAAACCACGUUUAUAGCUGAGAGAAAUCUCGAAGACUACGAUCCAAGGAAAAUCAAUAAGCGAUUGUGGAUGGCUUCCAAUAGGCGUCGCGGUACGUGGUUAGAAACCCCGUUCUAUCUGAUUAGUCUAACAUCUCUCAGGUCUAGUGUUGCGGUGUCUCACUAGUCCCUUCCACCGUUGGGAAUAUAGGCGUGUGCAGUUUCCUAUACCUUUUAUAAUCACCCAGA